GACCAAAAAUACUUGGUAGGAUUUUGUGUUUUUGCAGUGAAUCCUGUCUCUUGGUUUGUCAUAAAGAAAAUCUAAGAGGAAACAAGAGAACUGGUCAUUUGUUUGUGGCUAUUACAGAUAUGUGAGGAGUGUUUGCAUGCAGAUGUUUUGGGUAGCCCAUCAAUCAAAUUGGUUUUUUAAGCAAUUUGGUAUCAUUGGAUUUUUUUUUUAUUUUUUUUUUUUUGCCUUGUUUUGUUUUCCGACAUUGAUUUGUCAAUACAUACAAAUAGUACAAUUAAUUCUCAAACCCUUAAAUAGUCAAAGUUUCUCUUUCUGAAAAAUCUGUUAAUCAUGAAUACAGUCUGUGCUCCUUUGCGGUUUUUCUUGUUUGUAGCCCAAAUGAUGACAGAACUGCCUAUUGGGAACGUAAGCAGCUCAUAUUCAAAGUGAAAAAUAAUUGGAAAUCUUUCAAUUAACAGUAAACAUCACUAAAAUACCAAUUGUAUUUAAAUGCGAGAGUAGAUGGCAUUUCUGGUUCAGCAUGUCUCUUACAGAAGGUAUCUUGUACUGUUUGUAUGACUCUGCAAUCCGAAAGCUUUCCAACAUGUAGAUUACAGAACCUGUUUUAAGCUCUUGUUCUGAAACUUUUUAUGUGUCAAAUCCUCGUAGUGUGUUUAUACUUGAAAUUAUCCCUUUUCUUUCUCAUUUUGAGUCUGGCCAUCUUGUCAGUGCAUCAUAUAUCAAGGAGUUUCAUGGCUUUAUUUGAGUCAUACCUACAAUAUUCAGGCAGAUUUCAUUAUUUACUUUUAUCUUGUAAGAAAUUUUAAAUUGCAAAUAAAAUGAAACUAAUAUUUGUAUACUUUGUCUGUUUCAAGUCAUUUUUCAUUAUUCAUAUGCUAAACAAGUAGUGAGGUAUUUGAAAUAUAGUUUUUUUAACUUUGUAUCUUACUGCUAACAUUGGUUUCUCAUUGAAGUGGAAUAUUAUCCACAGUUCAUCUAUAAGUUAUUCAUAACCCUUGCAUUUUACUUUUCAAAGAUUCCAGUUUAAGGAGUCCUGACUGCACUUUUUGUCAUUAUUUCAUUUUAUUUAUUUGAAAACAAAUUAGCAUUUGCAGUACCAUUUUAUUUAUUUUUUUUUUGUGUAAAGCGAUAGGAAAGGGGCGGUAAAAGUAAAGUUCUACAAUAUUUAUUGAAUUGGACUGUGAACCUGAAUAAAUGUGAGUACAUGACUGCAUUAUACAGUAUAUAAAUGAACUGGGUAUAUUUACACGUAAAGAUGGUAAAUAUACUCCUUCGCCUCCUCGUCAUCCUUUCCGGCCAGGUCAUCCACCGGCUGACUGUCAGGGAGUGCCGCUGUCCAGCUGGGCGUGUCUGAGAUUAUGCAGGCGGAAAAGUCACACCGGUUUCUGCUCCUGUGAUUGCUGCUCAGACUGGACCCGACUGGGUGAACGUCUAUUUAGUCUUGACUGGCUCUGUUGCUGUAGUUUGUGUCCAUAGUUAUAAUGUAAGCAAAGUGUAGGAACUUCUUCAUACAGUCGUAUACGUAUGGGACGUUUUCAGCCCGGAUUCAUUCUUUAUGGCUUCUUUUAAUGUCCGAGCAGACGGCAUGUAUGGCUUUAAAAACGACGCUGCAGACAAUCUGGAGCCUGAUUUGGAGCAAGGCAAUGAAAGUCAUAUUGGGUUUUCUAAUCUGGAAAAUAACUUUCAUGGAAGUGGUGACAACGCAGACCUUCCUGAGGAUUACAGUCUAGAUGUGUCUUCAGCUCUGAAACGCACCAAACAGGAACAGGCGUGGGAUUUGCUGAGUCCUUUAUUAGACCUACACACUUGCCCUGAAUCUCAAAAGGAUGAUUCAUCUUUACCUGACGAGGGGAAUCUGGAAGAAGGGGAAGCAAGUUCAGAUGAGGAAUUGCAGAGUGUGACAUUCCAGUCAAAGUACAUCAAUAUUUGCCCUUUGUAUCAGGACUACUCCCUGCAGGCUAUCGGAGACGGGAUUCAAAGACUCAAAAGCGGGCUUUUGUCAGACCUGGGCAAAUCUGAGUCCGUUUAUGGUCUGUUUUCAUAUUUGAGGGCUAGCAACCAUUUAGAGAGCGAGUCUUCUUUUCUGACCCCUGUCUCGACUUCACCUACAUCUCCAGCUUUUUUUCACGGUCGGCGGUCUGCUUUGAGACGCCACAGCCACUUUGGAGUAGUAUCCCCUCAUCAGUCUGCUGAUUCAAUCUCAACCGAGUCUUGUUCUAAUGGACGAGCUUUUACCUUAAGCAUCGCAAAGCGUUUGGAGUUUGAGGAUCCAUCCCCAACUCAACCACCCAGUAUUAGAUUGACUUCUUGCACACUCUGGCAAGACUUGGAAGAGGUGAAAGCUUCUGGUCUGCCCAACAUCUUGACACCCAAAGAGAUUGACCUUCAGGAGUCCAUGUUUGAGCUGAUCGUCUCUGAAGUGUCUUACUUGAAGAGUCUCGGCGUCCUUGUCAACCAUUUCUACGCAUCUAAGGUGCUGAAGAAGACGAUGUCCACAAUGGAGCAUCAUACUUUGUUUUGCAACAUCCGACAUGUGAUGGAAGCAAAUACAAAAUUCCUUCUGGAUCUGGAAGCUCGACUGGGAGAGAGCCUGACCAUAUUUCAAGUUGGUGACAUUGUGCUGCAACACUGUGGAACCUUUAAGCGACACUAUGUCCCAUAUGUGAUCAACAUGACGUAUCAGGAGUCACUUGUCAACCAGCUGAUGCAGCAAAACAAAAACUUUGUGUAUGUUCUGAAGAAGCUUGAAAGGGACCCGGUUUGUCAAAAACAAGGACUGAAAUCAUUCCUGAUUCUCCCAUUUCAGAGAAUAACGCGUAUUAAACUUCUACUGGAGAGCAUCUUAAAAUUGACCGAGCCAGAUUCUGAAGCAGCUUCAAAUCUCUCAAAGGCCAUAAAAGGCAUCCAUGAGAUUGUGUUGGAGUGUGACCAGAAGGUGGAAAAGAUGAAACGCUUGGAGGAACUGAUCCGCCUGGAAACGUUGAUGGACUUUGAUGACAUUAAGUUGGUUCCUCUGGUGAAAAGCACACGCUUUCUGGUCCUCCACGGACCCCUGGACACUGUGGUGACCUAUGGGUCAAAACUGUCAACAGUCAGGAUCUACCUCCACCUCUUCAAUGACCUCUUGAUCAUCUCCUCAAAAAAGUAUGAACGCUUCGCUGUGCUGGAUUAUGCCGUCUUCCCUGAACAUGUAACUGUGUUGGCGAAUAAAGUUCUGGGACUUCCUGUGGAUUCUUUCCUAUUAAAUCUGUCUCAGAGUCAGAUAGGACCGCCAACUGCCAUUAUAUUGAUUGCAAGUAAAAGCUUUGAGAAAGAAGUAUGGAUAAAAGCACUUUCUAACAAGUGAUGGCUGGAUUUGGAUCAUUUUUUAAAUGGGGGGGGUGGGAUGCAUCUUGUUGGUUAUUUUGGAUUUUUUUAUUCUUUGGACUUGGUUCUUUCACACCAGUGCACAUUUUAAUUAUUGGCUCAUGGCACUCUUGGAGAAAUGUUCAACAUGAUGUUGGGAGUAUACAGGUGUCACCAUUUCAUUGGGGUUUAACUUUAAUGUAUUUUAUAAAUAAAACAUUUUAUGAGCUGGG
Molecule: messenger RNA, 3578 nt
Organism: Xiphophorus maculatus (southern platyfish)
Lineage: Eukaryota; Metazoa; Chordata; Actinopteri; Cyprinodontiformes; Poeciliidae
Product: rho guanine nucleotide exchange factor 19-like
Exons: 12
Coding region: 1556-3346 (596 amino acids)
Biological process (GO): activation of GTPase activity
Cellular component (GO): nucleus; cytoplasm
Molecular function (GO): guanyl-nucleotide exchange factor activity
Source: RefSeq, a predicted model, not a curated record